GUCAACUGUCGCGCAACAUCAUUCAGCAACAUGUGGUUCAGGAAUUGAAAUUGAAAAGCAAGAACUCGCUAGCCCCUCACAAGCAGCUUGUAAAGGAUACGAUUGAAGAAUGCGUGGUGAGAUAUUAUCAAGAGUGUAUUCAGCAACGAGGUUUUGGGUGCGCUCCGUCUAGAGACGGAAGUCUCGGGGACGAAGGUUGCUGGCGAGCAUUCCACGCUUGUAGUCUCGCCUGAAGGUGAGGUGAGCUAAGCUGACUGUAUACCUCUGACCAUGUAUUUCUGUGCGUCUCGUGGUAAGUUUGAGACGGUCAAUGGGAAACAGGUCAUCAAGCAGAAGAAAGACUCUGCCGCUCCAUCCAAGCAGGUCGGAGGGUCGGAGGUUGGUGCUGCUCCCGCGGUCAAGGCAACAUCUGGAUCGUCGGGGACCAAAGAGGCCAAGCAGGCCGAUGGCGCGGGAUCAGAAUCGGAGGAGCUGUCCGAAGCAGAAGAUCGGGAGCAAAGCGAGAGAUCUACGGAUGCGGAGGACUUGCUUGAUGAUGAUGAGAUAUCCGAGAAGAAGAGGAGGCGCAAGAGUGGCGGUACAUCGAAGGACAGAAGUGCCAUGAAGAAGAGGCGGAGGUCGAAAGGCGAGACACCCGGAACGGAUAAGAGUUCCGACAAGAUUGCAGAGGUCAAACGUUUGCAAUCAUACGUGCUUGCUUGUGGAGUUCGCAAACAAUGGAAGCGAGUAUUCGAAGCGGAGGGAUGCGGCGGGGACAACGAGUCUGAUCUUGCACGGCAAUGCAAAGUCGUUCGGAGCAUCCUCGAAGAGCUGGGCAUGCCGGGCCGCCUGUCCAUGGAGAGAGCGAAGAAGAUCCGCGAAGAGCGCGAAUUUAAAGCAGAGUUGGAAGCGCUUCAAGGCAACGCCGAUUUGUCGGGCACGACACGAAGCGGUAGCAAACGAGGACGCGCAGCAAAACGGGCCGGAAGCGAUGGAGCGAGCGAUGCGGAGGAGGAUGAUGGACCAAAGCCAGCGCCACGACGCAAGGUCAGCUCGAUGCUGGCCGAUUUCGCUGCUGAACUCAAUGACGACUAGUCGUGUGGGACUCGGUGGACAAGAUGAUGUUGCCAGGCUGGGUCAUUGCUCGCGAUCUUCCUCAAAGUUGUACAAUUUCCAAUCAGCAAGCCGAAGAGCAAGCAUCAUCAGCAACAUCCCUCUUUCGUUCCUCGCCGCCCGGGCCGCGCGCGCUCCGGUGCUAGUCGCGUGUCCUUCAGACGAGUCAUUGUCCGG
Ceraceosorus guamensis is the source of this 1269-nucleotide messenger RNA. RefSeq lists its product as hypothetical. The coding region runs from base 271 to 1074 and encodes 267 amino acids. The transcript is spliced from 7 exons. The record is from RefSeq and is a predicted model, not a curated record. Gene Ontology annotation, cellular component: nucleus. NCBI's taxonomy places the organism in Eukaryota, Fungi, Basidiomycota, Exobasidiomycetes, Ceraceosorales, Ceraceosoraceae.